This is a messenger RNA of Trifolium pratense (red clover), 513 nucleotides long. RefSeq names its product kiwellin-1-like. NCBI's taxonomy places the organism in Eukaryota, Viridiplantae, Streptophyta, Magnoliopsida, Fabales, Fabaceae. The record is from RefSeq and is a predicted model, not a curated record. Bases 1 to 513 code for a protein of 170 amino acids. The transcript is spliced from 3 exons.
AUGAAAAGAAAUAAGUUCUUCCCUCAAAAGUGUCGUCCAAACGGCGCAAUUAGAGGAAAGAAAGCUCCUCCAGGACAAUGCAAUCAAGAGGAUGAUUCUGAUUGUUGUGUGCGAGGAAAAAUGUACACAACCUAUAAAUGUUCUCCGUUUGUGUCUACUCACACUAAGGCAUAUCUUACUCUUAAUAGCUUUCAAAAGGGUGGAGACGGCGGUGGCCCUUCAGAAUGUGACAAGCGGUAUCAUUCUGACGAUACUCCAGUGGUUGCACUUUCCACCGGAUGGUUCAACCACAGGAGUAGAUGUCUCAACAACAUUACAAUCAGUGCUAACGGAAGAAGUGUUGUGGCCAUGGUUGUUGAUGAGUGUGACUCAACAAAGGGAUGUGAUGAAGAACACGACUACCAACCUCCUUGUCCAAACAACAUUGUUGAUGCUUCCAAGGCUGUGUGGAAAGCCUUAAAUGUGCCCAAGGAACAAUGGGGUGGCCUUGACAUUACAUGGUCAGAUGCUUGA